UUUUUUUUUCUUCUUCUCUUUGCACCUUUGCUUCUUCCCCUUUCCUAUUACCAGGAUGACCCUGACCGACUUUUUAUAGUCUUUGGACAACGAUCGCCAAAUUCAAUGGGCGGAAGCAGACCACCAAUUCUAUCAGCAUCUCCAUCCUCCACCGCAUCCAUCAUAAUUUUCAUUUUCGCUUCCAUUUUCGUACAAAUCGUUGCCAGCCCACCCUUGAAUCAUGUCCGACUCGGGAACACCGUCGUCUGACGAAUCUCGCCGCAAUGCCAUCUCAGAACACCUCCCCCCCGGCUACGGAACAGGUUUCGACGCAGCCUACACCGACAAUAGCAAUGUUGCCGGACAACCACCUCAGCAGCACUCUGACCACUCGGUCUCGCAAGAGUCCUCCUCUCUGCAUCUCCCCGGCGGAGACAUUCACCGCGAACUCUACAAGAUGAACGCCCGCGAGAACGCCCCAAUAUUCAAGAGAUCACAGACCUUCUCCCACCCGCAACGCCCGACCAUCGCCGACGAUGACGAAUCCCUGCUCGCAGCCGACGAGAUGCUGGCCCCCCAGGGCUUUCGCCGCCAUUUCGUCCUCCGAAAGCACGGUGCCGGUGCUCUGGGUUCCAACCUGCCCGUGGCCAAGAAUUUCGUCGAGUUCCUCGACCUAUACGGCUCCUUCGCCGGAGAAGACCUUGCCGAUAGCGACGAAGAAGAAGAUACGGAGGAGAGUGUGGAGGGGGAGGAAGACGUCGAAAGCGGGAGGGAGACCCAGCCGCUAUUACCACGCCGGAAGCCGAUCCGCCGCGCCCCGUCAAGAAUGCGAGUGGGAGACGCCGGCGUGCUCAAGACCUUCUUCACCACUCUCAAGGCCUUCGUCGGCACCGGCAUCAUGUUCCUCCCCAAGGCCUUCAACAACGGCGGCAUCCUCUUCUCCUCCGUGACCCUCGUCUCCAUCGCCUUCCUCUCCAUGGUUGCCUUCCACCUCCUCCUGCAGUGCCGCGCCAAGGUCGGCGGCGGCUACGGCGAGAUCGGCAAGGAGAUUGCCGGCGCCCGCAUGCGCAGCCUCAUCCUCGCCUCCAUCUCGCUCUCCCAGCUCGGCUUCGUCUGCACCGGCCUCGUCUUCGUCGCCGACAACUGGGCCUCCUUCCUCGACGCCGUGACCUCCGGGUCCAAACCGCUCAGCACGCCCGCCCUGAUCGGCAUCCAGGCCCUGCUCCUGGUCCCGCUGACCUUCAUCCGCAACAUUUCCAAGCUCGGCCCCGCCGCCCUGCUGGCCGACGUCUUCAUCAUCAUCGGCGUGGUCUACAUCUGGUCGUACGACAUCUCCGUCCUCGCCACCCGCGGCGUGCACCCCACCGUCCAGCUGUUCAACCCGCACGGCUACACCCUGACCAUCGGCGCCUCCAUCUUCACCUUCGAGGGCAUCGGCCUCAUCCUCCCGAUCCAGUCGUCCAUGAAGCAGCCCGAGCACUUCGAGAAGCUGCUCGCCACUGUCAUGGUCAUCAUCACCUGCAUCUUCGCCAGCGUGGGCGCCCUGUGCUACGCCACCUUCGGGUCCGAGACCAAGAUCGAGGUCAUCGACAACUUCCCCCCGUCCUCCAGGCUCGUCAACGCCGUGCAGUUCAUGUACGCCCUGGCCGUCCUCGUCGGGAACCCCGUGCAGCUGUUCCCGGCGCAGCGCAUCCUCGAGACCAAACUGUUCGGUCGCCGCUCCGGCAAGAAGAACCUCCGCACCAAGUGGAAGAAGAACGCGUUCCGGACCUUCCUCGUCGCCGUCUGUAUCAUCGUCUCCAUCGGCGGGUCCGCCAACCUGGAUCGCUUCGUGGCCCUCAUCGGCUCGUUCGCUUGCGUGCCGCUCGUCUACAUCUACCCGCCGUACUUGCAUUACAAGGCUGUCGCGACGACCAGGAGGGAGAGGGUCCUCGACGUUGCGCUGAUGGUCUUGGGGCUUGUCGGGAUGGUCUAUACUACCGGCGUUACCUUGGCCACCAGUUUUCUGUAAAUAAGAGAGGGGCAAAAGAAAAGCGUGUGAGUAAUGGAAAUGUGGACAGCAUGGACGGGGCGCUGAUUGAUGAAACUUUUGUACUUCUCGGGCUCGGA
This is a messenger RNA of Sodiomyces alkalinus F11, 2088 nucleotides long. RefSeq names its product vacuolar amino acid transporter 3. The coding region runs from base 221 to 1990 and encodes 589 amino acids. The record is from RefSeq and is a predicted model, not a curated record. Lineage: Eukaryota; Fungi; Ascomycota; Sordariomycetes; Glomerellales; Plectosphaerellaceae. Gene Ontology annotation, biological process: amino acid transmembrane transport. The transcript has a single exon. Gene Ontology annotation, molecular function: amino acid transmembrane transporter activity.